Molecule: messenger RNA, 703 nt
Organism: Ailuropoda melanoleuca (giant panda)
Lineage: Eukaryota; Metazoa; Chordata; Mammalia; Carnivora; Ursidae
Gene: RS1
Product: retinoschisin 1
Exons: 6
Coding region: 1-636 (211 amino acids)
Cellular component (GO): plasma membrane
Molecular function (GO): signaling receptor activity
Source: RefSeq, a predicted model, not a curated record
AUGAUGAUGAAGGCCACACUGGGAUUAUCGUCUACCGAGGAUGAGGGUGAAGACCCCUGGUACCAGAAAGUGUGCAAAUGCGAUUGCCAAGGAGGUGCCAACACCCUCUGGUCUGCUGGUGCCACCUCCUUAGACUGCAUACCAGAAUGCCCAUAUCAUAAGCCCCUGGGGUUCGAGUCAGGAGAGGUCACACCAGACCAGAUCACCUGCUCCAACCUGGAGCAGUAUGUGGGCUGGUAUUCCUCAUGGACAGCUAACAAGGCCCGGCUCAACAGUCAAGGCUUUGGGUGCGCCUGGCUCUCCAAGUACCAAGACAGCAGCCAGUGGCUACAGAUAGAUCUGAAGGAGGUCAAGGUGAUUUCAGGGAUCCUCACCCAGGGACGCUGUGACAUCGAUGAGUGGAUGACCAAGUACAGUGUGCAGUACAGGACGGAUGAGAACCUGAACUGGAUUUACUAUAAGGACCAGACAGGAAACAACCGGGUCUUCUAUGGAAACUCAGACCGAACCUCCACAGUCCAGAACCUCCUGAGGCCCCCCAUCAUUUCCCGCUUCAUCCGGUUGAUCCCGCUGGGCUGGCACGUCCGCAUUGCCAUCCGGAUGGAGCUGCUGGAGUGCGUCAGCAAGUGUGCCUGAGGCCUCCCUCCGCGAGGCACCUGCCGUGGGGGCUGGAGGGCGCAAAGCAGCCUCUAGGGGAACCCUG